GGCAGAGGGCGGGGAAGGGGCCUCCAUUCUGAGGUUCAAAGAACUGCGGUGUGUGAGGUUUCAGGUGGAAAGGAGAGGCACUGUCAGGCAGGGGUCUGCGAGGCCAAACUCGGAUCCUCACCCAGUCUCGGCACCGGGCGGGAGCGGGGCGAGCACCGAAACGACUGGAAGCGCGCGCCGCCUUCAUAAAGAUGUAGUUGGGAGCGCCCACGGUGAGGGUGGACGUGGACUUUCUACGGCCCUCUAACGGUGAGUGAAAGCAAAGCGGGGAAGAAACUGAGCCGGUCAGCUGACCAAGCCUUAAAACUACGGAUCGACAGACUGACCGUGCAGAAGUAAGCCCUGGGAUAACCCUAGUGAACGCAUGGCCCUCUGGGAAAUGUAGUUCGGCGCAGGCGCAGUGCGGGACAGUCGCGGUCGCAGCCUUUGUCUAGUCGUCCUUCGGGAGCCCUAGGAGGAGACAGGGAAGAUCUGGGAGAUGAUAAAAAUCACAUAAAUACCUCACUGAACAACAUAACUGCCAUCCUGGAAACUGCAGUGAAGACAGCAGCGCACAACGGGAUGCGGCAGACUAGGAGAACUGUGUGCAGAGGAUCUGACUGUUCGUGCAAGAGUCCAGAGGAGGAGGGAAUGACCCCUGGGUUCCUGGAUGCCGGGGCCCCGGAGCAAGUGACCUUUGAGGACGUGGUCGUGGACUUCACCCAGGAGGAGUGGGGGCAGUUGGAGCCCGCCCAGAGGACCCUGUACCGCGAUGUGAUGCUGGAGACCUUUGGGCUCCUUGUAUCUGUAGACUUGGAAACUACAUCCAAACCCAAACUGUCACCUCCAAAGCAAGAUAUCUGUGAAGAACUAUUCAACAGUGUCCUGGUAGGAAGCUUCCUAUGGAAUAGUCUGUGGUGUUCUAAGGGUGAAGAUACUGCGGGUCCCUGGGAACAGAGUCAUGAGAACCUUGAUGGCCGUGUGCUGCAGGUGGCCUUCACACCUGUGAGGACAUCUGUUCAGAAGCAGCUGCCAGAGAAUGGGUUUGGGGAAAACUCACUUCUGAGACCAGAUCUCCCAACUGAACCUGUGACUCCUAAAAGACAAGGCUCCCACAUGUGGGGAACACAUAGAAAGAGGAAAAAUCCAGACUCAAAAUUAAAUGUGCAACAGAAAACCUAUGCAAAAGAGAAACCCUACACAUGUCAAGAAUGUGGGAAGGCCUUUAGUCACAGCUCGGCACUCAUUGAACACCUCCGAACACACACAGGAGAGAGACCUUACGAAUGUCACGAAUGCAGAAAAGGUUUCCGAAACAGCUCAGCACUUAACAAACAUCAGAGAAUCCACACUGGCGAGAAACCCUAUAAGUGCAUACAGUGCGGGAGGACCUUCAACCAAAUUGCCCCACUGAUCCAGCACCAGAGAACUCACACAGGCGAGAAGCCCUACGAGUGCAGUGAAUGUGGGAAAUCCUUUAGUUUUAGGUCCUCCUUCAGCCAACAUGAGCGGACUCACACAGGCGAAAAGCCCUAUGAGUGCAGUGAAUGUGGGAAGGCCUUCCGGCAAAGUAUCCAUCUGACCCAGCACCUGCGAAUCCACACUGGGGAGAAGCCCUAUGAGUGUGGAGACUGUGGCAAGACUUUCAGCCACAGCUCGUCAUUGACAAAGCACCAGCGAAUCCACACUGGGGAGAAGCCUUAUGAGUGUCACGAGUGUGGAAAAGCCUUCACCCAGAUCACACCACUAAUUCAGCAUCAGAGGACACACACUGGAGAGAAGCCUUACGAGUGCAGUGAAUGUGGGAAAGCCUUCAGCCAGAGCACGCUGCUGACUGAGCAUCGUAGGAUUCACACUGGCGAGAAGCCCUAUGGGUGCAAUGAGUGUGGGAAAACCUUCAGCCACAGCUCAUCACUCAGCCAGCAUGAGCGGACACACACCGGGGAAAAGCCCUACGAAUGCAAUCAAUGCGGGAAGGCCUUCCGGCAGAGCACACACCUCACUCAACAUCAGAGGAUCCACACAGGGGAAAAACCCUAUGAGUGCAGCGACUGUGGGAAGGCCUUCAGCCACAGCUCAUCCCUAAACAAACACCAGCGAAUUCACACUGGGGAGAAGCCCUAUGAGUGUAAUGAAUGUGGCAGGGCCUUCAGCCAGCUUGCUCCACUCAUUCAACAUCAGAGGGUCCACACAGGAGAGAAGCCCUAUGAGUGUCAUGAGUGUACCCGAGCUUUCAGCCAGAGCUCCCUACUCAUAGAACACCAGAGAAUCCACACCAAAGAAAAGCCCUACGGGUGCAACGAGUGUGGGAAAUCCUUCAGUCACAGCUCAUCACUAAGCCAGCACGAGAGGACACACACUGGAGAAAAGCCCUAUGAAUGCCAGGAUUGUGGGAAAUCCUUCAGGCAGAGCACUCACCUGACUCAGCACCGGCGGAUCCACACGGGAGAGAAGCCAUACAAGUGCAGGGUCUGUGAGAAGGCCUUCACACACAGCUCCUCCCUGACCAAGCACCAGAGAACUCAUACUGUGCGGAGGCGGGUCUGGCCGGAGUCUGCGAAGUCGCGCUCGGAUUCCGAGUCUUGCUGCUCAGGUUCGAGAGUCAUGGUCGGGGGCGGGGUGAUCCUUGAAGUAACCGGAAAAAGAACACGCGGCCCUCUGGGAGAUGGACUUCGGCAGCCGCCUGCGCAGGCGCAGUCCGGGCUGUUGGCGGUUGCAGCCUGUUCGGUCACUAGCGGAACUGUGUGCAGAGGAUCUGACUGUUCGUGCAAGAGUCCAGAGGAGGAGGGAAUGACCCCUGGGUUCCUGGAUGCCGGGGCCCCGGAGCAAGUGACCUUUGAGGACGUGGUCGUGGACUUCACCCAGGAGGAGUGGGGGCAGUUGGAGCCCGCCCAGAGGACCCUGUACCGCGAUGUGAUGCUGGAGACCUUUGGGCUCCUUGUAUCUGUAGCAGGACACUGGCUCCCGAAGCCAGCCGUCAUCUCCCUGCUGAAGCUGGAGGCAGAGCCAUCGGCGAUGGACGAGGGAGUUCCCCGAGGUAUGUGCACAGGCUUGGAAACUAGAUCCAAACCCAAACUGUCAGCUCCAAAGCAAGACAUCUGUGAAGAACUAUUCAAUGGUGUCCUGGUAGGAAGCUUCCUAUGGGAUGGUCAGUGGUGUUCUAAGGGUGAAGAUGCUGCGGGCCCCUGGGAACAGAGUCAUGAGAACCUUGAUGGCUGUAUGCUGCAGGUGGCCUUCACACCUGUGAGGACAUCUGUUGAGGAGCAACAACUGGGGAAUGGGUUUGGGGAAAACACAUGUCUGAGCCCACAUCUCCCGUGGGCUCCCACUGAACCCGUGAUUCCUGAAAUACAAGGCUCCCACAUGUGGGGAACACAUGGAAAGAGGGAGAAUCCAGACUCAAAAUUAAAGGUGCAACAGAAAACCUAUGCAAAAGAGAAACCCUACACAUGUAAGAAAUGUGGGAAGACCUUCAGUCACAGCUCCAUAUUCAUCGAACACCAGCAGUCUCACACAGGAGAGAGAUUUUAUGAAUGUCACGAAUGCGGAAAAGCGUUCCAAAACAGCUCAGCAUUUACCAAACAUCAGAGAAUCCACACUGGGGAGAAACCCUAUAAGUGCAUACAGUGCGGGAGGACCUUCAGACACAACUCAUCACUCAGCCACCACAAGCGGACACACACAGGAGAGAAACCCUACGAAUGCAGUCAGUGCGGAAAGGCCUUCCGGCACAGCACACACCUCAUUCAGCAUCAGAGGAUCCACACAGGGGAAAAACCUUACGAGUGCAGUGAUUGUGGUAGGGCCUUCAGCCACAGUUCAUCCCUAAACAAUCACCAGCGAAUCCACACUGGGGAGAAGCCCUAUGAGUGUAAUGAAUGUGGCAGGGCUUUCAGACAGCUCGCUUCACUCAUUCAACAUCAGAGGAUCCACACAGGAGAGAAGCCCUAUGAGUGUAACGAGUGUGGCCGAGCUUUCAGCCAGAGCUCCCUCCUUAUAGAACACCAGAGAAUCCACACCAAAGAAAAGCCCUACGGGUGCAACGAAUGUGGGAAAUCCUUCAGUCACAGCUCAUCACUAAGCCAGCAUGAGAGGACACACACCGGAGAAAAGCCCUAUGAAUGUCGGGAUUGUGGAAAGUCCUUCAAGCAGAGCACUCACCUGACUCAGCACCGGCGGAUCCACACGGGAGAGAAGCCAUACAAGUGCAGGGUCUGUGAGAAGGCCUUCACACACAGCUCCUCCCUGACCAAGCACCAGAGAACUCAUACUGUGUAGAUGCACUCCACACAAGCUGGGACGUACAUACCCUUAAGCCAUAGUUCACCUCUUACUAUACUUGACCCAAUCAUACCCAAAGCAAGAACACAGACAUAUUUAUACACAAGCUUUCACACACAGUACACUGCUCAGAUUAUCCAAACAGUAGGUAAAUGAGAUGAGCCACAUUGAGGAUCUUCAAACUUGAGUGCUCACUAACACUAUAGAACCCAAAAAAGAAAUGGAAAAUAUAGUGGGGUUUGCUGUGGCUUCUGUCCAAGGAUUCACCAGAUUCCAAGCCAGACAUUUUCAAAGUGGUGAGGGACCCAACAAAUGCCUUUCAUUUGUAAGAACCAAAUGCAAUCUGGAUUGAUCAGUAUUGCACACUACAUUUUGGGGGCAGGGGGAGUGCUUAUGAAUGGUGUAGAUUGACUCUGAUAGUCCCUAAAAACACUAUGGCAGAGUGUUUCACACAUGAGAGUGGCAUCUGUAUGGAAGCACCAUGCAUACUCAACUGUCUCAGUAUGAAGUUCUCUGAUCAGUGUGUAAAUUGUUGAUCAAGGUAGAAGGCAACCAGUCUCACAGAUUUGAACUCCAUAUGACAAAAUAUCAGUGUACUCUAAACAGAUUUUUAAAUUCAUUGUCUGCAUUAUUUUGUAAUAAAUCCUUAUAUGCAACAGGGUUGAAAAGAAUUGUAUAGGAAGACUUGAAGUGUAAGCUCCAUGGAGCCUUACAGAUUUUCAGAUGGCUUUUGCUGCUCUGUUCUUGCUAUAAAUUUAUUUAUAGGACUCACAGGCAUUAGAAAUGCAGAUGAUGCCAUUUCACAAAAAGAGGGAAGAUUUUUGACAUUAAGCCACUAUUCUCAUGAGCAGUAGCUCUUAACACGUUGGAACCUUGUUUUGCAAGGUUUAUCCCUUUGAAAAAUGUACAAGUUGAUUUUAUCUUGAACCAUUUUUUCAUUGAUUUUUCAUACUGGUGUUUAAAAAGCUUUUGUUUUUAUAUAAUUUAACUUGAAGGUCCAUAGUAUUUAAUUGAAUGCUGAAUCACUAUAAGCAGUCUCCCUGACAACUACGAUCCUUAAAUGGUGACUUGCCACCCUUGAUUAUUGCCACACAGCAAUAGUAAUUAAUACACUCUGGAAAUAUUUUUUUUUUAAUUUU
Messenger RNA from Rhinolophus ferrumequinum (greater horseshoe bat), 5399 nucleotides. RefSeq names its product zinc finger protein 135 (gene ZNF135). Lineage: Eukaryota; Metazoa; Chordata; Mammalia; Chiroptera; Rhinolophidae. Gene Ontology annotation, cellular component: nucleus. Gene Ontology annotation, biological process: regulation of transcription by RNA polymerase II. The transcript has 11 exons. Bases 562 to 4257 code for a protein of 1231 amino acids. The record is from RefSeq and is a predicted model, not a curated record. Gene Ontology annotation, molecular function: DNA-binding transcription factor activity, RNA polymerase II-specific; RNA polymerase II transcription regulatory region sequence-specific DNA binding.